Molecule: messenger RNA, 498 nt
Organism: Merops nubicus (carmine bee-eater)
Lineage: Eukaryota; Metazoa; Chordata; Aves; Coraciiformes; Meropidae
Gene: RPRD1B
Product: regulation of nuclear pre-mRNA domain containing 1B
Exons: 4
Biological process (GO): mRNA 3'-end processing
Cellular component (GO): RNA polymerase II, holoenzyme
Molecular function (GO): RNA polymerase II complex binding
Source: RefSeq, a predicted model, not a curated record
CAAAAUCAAGUAGGAAACUUACUUUCCUCUAUCUAGCAAACGAUGUCAUCCAGAACAGUAAGAGGAAAGGUCCUGAAUUUACCAGGGAGUUUGAGUCUGUUCUUGUGGAUGCUUUCUCUCACGUUGCCAGAGAAGCAGAUGAGGGCUGCAAAAAGCCCUUGGAACGAUUGCUGAACAUCUGGCAGGAGAGGAGUGUGUAUGGCAGUGAGUUCAUCCAGCAGCUGAAGCUUUCCAUGGAAGACUCCAACAGCCCCCAGACUAAAGAGGAGAAGAAGUCUUUGAAGCGGACUUUCCAGCAGAUACAGGAGGAGGAGGAUGAUGAUUACCCUGGGAGCUACUCGCCCCAAGACCCCAGCGCUGGGCCACUGCUGACUGAGGAUUUGAUCAAAGCCCUCCAAGACCUGGAAAAUGCAGCAUCAGGAGAUGCAACAGUGCGGCAGAAAAUUGCCUCCCUGCCUCAGGAAGUUCAAGAUGUUUCAUUACUGGAGAAAAUUACAG